This is a messenger RNA of Ostertagia ostertagi, 354 nucleotides long. Lineage: Eukaryota; Metazoa; Nematoda; Chromadorea; Rhabditida; Trichostrongylidae. The record is from the annotation of a GenBank genome assembly.
AUGGGAAGAGGAGGUUGUGAUCAGGCGAACUCCAAAAGGCGAUUUGAGAAUUACUCCAGCUUGAAAGAGUCUUCGUUCAGAAGGUCAGCCGCUUUACCGAAAGACGGAUCACGGCUUAUGGAGAUUCCGUCUCCAUCGAGAUCACCUUACUAUCAGAACACUUCGCAACAGCGAUAUUCUUCUUAUCGCCAAUCUUCUGCGUCACCAUCCAGAAGAUACGUUUCAUUAGCUGACAGAGAUACAAGAAAACACGAUUCGUCGUCCUUCCGACAGCACACAAGUCGACUGGAGGAACCGAUGGCCCCUCAAAAGCGAACUGCACCUUCAAACUCUAGCGAAUUCAUCAGCUCGGAU